Molecule: messenger RNA, 4008 nt
Organism: Punica granatum (pomegranate)
Lineage: Eukaryota; Viridiplantae; Streptophyta; Magnoliopsida; Myrtales; Lythraceae
Source: RefSeq, a predicted model, not a curated record
AUUUUCAUUUUCGUCUGUGCGCUCUUUUUCUCUCUUCUUCCCCGCUCAUGGCCGCGCUCUCUGUUCCCAUCUGACUCCGAUCCUCUCAGUCCCUCCUAAGCUUCGUGUCUUCAGAAACUCCUCUCUUCCGUCAUCACCCGCGUUCAUCUGUUCUUCAAUUUGAAGCUUCGCUUUCAGUAUUUGCGAACAUUCCGCCUCCUCCGGCGUCGGAUUUUCGAGCUUUCAGCCGGACUUUCGUACCAGUGCUGGGAACUACUGGGUUUCUGCUGCUUUCAUUUCUUCGAUUCUGUCGCUGGUUUCUGGCUCAAGAAGUUGCAGGAACUUCGUUUUUGCCAGAUUCAGUGUUUCCUGCAAGUCCAGUUUCACGAUUUCUUGAUCCAUUAUUGAGCCUGAUAGCUUGAAAUGGCUGAUCAUCGGAAUGGAGGGGGGCAACCAGCUAAUGGGAAGGCUUCAGGUGGAGGGGCAAAUUCUUAUAAGAUUGACCUGGAAAAUUUCAGCAGGCGGUUGAAGCUGCUGUAUUCAAAUUGGAAUGAGCAGAAAGAUGACUUAUGGGGUUCUGCUGAUGUCAUUGCCAUAGCUACUCCUCCUGAAUCACAGGAUCUGCGAUAUCUCAAGUCAUCAGCUCUGAACAUGUGGUUAUUUGGAUUUGAGUUCCCUGAGACGAUAAUGGUUUUUACAAGGAAGCAGAUCCAUUUCCUGUGCACCCAAAAGAAGGCCUCUGUUCUUGAAGUUGUUACAAGGUCUGCCAGGGAUGCUGUCGGAGUAGAUAUUCUUAUGCAUGUUAAGGCAAGGGGUGAUGAUGGGAUAGCGUCAAUAGAUGCUAUUCUGAAUGCUAUUAGUGCUCUGUCUAAGGGUGAUGCCACCCCUGUUGUUGGUUACCCGGUGAGGGAGGCUCCUGAAGGUAGGCUUUUGGAGAACUGGACUGAGAAGCUCAAGUCUGCAAACUUUCAGCUUACUGAUGUAACGAAUGGGUUGUCUGACCUGUUUGCUGUGAAGGAUGGUAAUGAGAUCCUCAGUAUCAAGAAGGCUGCUUACUUGACAGCUAAUGUGAUGAAAAAUUAUGUGGUCCCAAAGCUUGAGAAUGUUAUUGAUGAGGAGAAGAAGGUGACUCAUUCAUCAUUGAUGGAGGACACUGAGAAGGCCAUACAGGACCCGUCCAAGGCCAAGGUAAAGUUGAAAGCAGAUAAUGUUGAUAUCUGCUACCCCCCAAUCUUCCAAAGUGGUGGAGAGUUCGACCUCAGGCCAAGUGCCGCCAGUAAUGAUGAAUUGCUCUACUAUGAUUCUGCCAGUGUUAUCAUUUGCGCUGUUGGAUCUCGUUACAACAGUUACUGCUCAAAUAUUGCUAGGACAUUUUUGAUUGAUGCAAAUCCUUUGCAAAUUAAGGCGUAUGAGGUUCUUCUAAAGGCCCAGGAAACAGCAAUUAACUCGCUAAAGCCUGGGAGCAAGCUGAAUGCAGCCUACCACGCAGCAGUUUCUGUAGUUGAGAAGGAUGCUCCUGAAUUAGUUCCCCACCUAACAAAAUCUGCUGGAACAGGCAUUGGUCUGGAAUUUCGUGAGUCGGGGUUUAAUAUUAAUGCAAAGAAUGAAAGAGUGGUGAAACAGAACAUGGCCUUCAAUGUGUCCCUCGGUUUUCAGAACUUGCAGAACCAGACAAAGAACCCAAAGAACCAGAAUUUCUCUCUGUUGCUCGCUGACACAGUUAUCGUUGGAGAGAAGGUUGAAGUUGCCACUCAUGUCAGCACAAAAGCUGUUAAGGAUGUUGCUUACUCGUUUAACGAGGAUCAAGAAGAAGAGGAGAGACCUAAGGUUAAGCCCGAGGCUGCUAAUGGAGCAGAGCCCAUCAUGUCUAAGACCACUCUUAGGUCUGACAACCACGAGAUCUCAAAGGAAGAGCUGAGGAGGCAGCACCAGGCUGAAUUGGCACGCCAAAAGAACGAGGAAACUGCAAGGAGGCUCGCUGGUGGGGGAAGUGGUGGUGGUGACAGUCGAUCAGCUUCUAAGACUUCUGCCGACCUCAUUGCCUACAAGAGUGUGAAUGAUCUCCCACCACCAAGGGACCUAAUGAUACAGGUGGACCAAAGGAAUGAAGCCGUUCUCUUGCCCAUCUAUGGGAGUAUGGUCCCGUUCCAUGUGGCCACGAUAAGGACUGUCUCAAGCCAGGCAGACACUAACAGGAAUUGCUACAUCCGGAUCAUUUUCAAUGUCCCGGGGACUCCUUUCAAUCCCCAUGAUGCCAACACACUGAAGACUCAAGGCUCUAUCUAUCUCAAGGAGGUGUCUUUCCGUUCCAAGGACCCGAGGCACAUCAGUGAGGCAGUUCAGCAGAUUAAGGCACUUAGGAGGCAGGUCAUGGCGAGAGAAUCCGAGAGGGCUGAGAGGGCGACCUUGGUUACUCAGGAGAAGCUCCAGCUUGCAGGUAGCCGGUUUAAGCCUAUCAGAUUGUCUGAUUUAUGGAUCCGCCCAGCUUUUGGAGGCCGAGGGAGGAAGAUUCCUGGGACCCUUGAGGCCCACGUCAACGGAUUCCGGUACUCCACCACGAGGCAGGAUGAGCGAGUUGACAUCAUGUUUGGGAAUAUAAAGCAUUCCUUCUUUCAGCCUGCUGAGAGGGAGAUGAUUACUCUGCUGCACUUCCAUCUCCACAACCACAUAAUGGUGGGUAAUCGGAAGACCAAGGAUGUUCAAUUCUAUGUUGAAGUGAUGGAUGUGGUCCAGACGUUGGGGGGCGGGAAGAGGUCUGCCUAUGACCCUGAUGAGAUUGAGGAGGAGCAGAGGGAGAGAGACCGGAAGAACAAGAUCAACAUGGACUUCGGCAACUUUGUAAACCGGGUGAAUGACCUGUGGAGUCAGCCUCAGUUCAGCACGAUGGACCUUGAGUUUGAUCAGCCUCUGAGGGAGCUUGGGUUCCAUGGGGUUCCUUACAAGGCCUCUGCUUUUAUAGUCCCUACCUCAAGCUGCUUGGUUGAGCUGAUAGAGACCCCUUUCCUUGUGGUGACACUAAGCGAGAUUGAGAUUGUGAACUUGGAGAGGGUUGGCCUUGGGCAGAAGAACUUUGACAUGGCUAUCGUGUUCAAGGAUUUCAAGAAGGAUGUCCUGAGGAUCGAUUCCAUCCCUUCUACAUCUCUUGAUGGGAUCAAGGAGUGGCUGGACACGACAGACAUCAAGUACUAUGAGAGCAGGCUGAACCUGAACUGGAGACAGAUUCUGAAGACCAUCACUGAUGAUCCACAGAGCUUUGUAGACGGUGGGGGGUGGGAGUUCUUGAAUCUGGAGGUGAGCGACUCAGACUCCGAGAAGUCAGAGGAAUCGGACCAAGGAUACGAGCCGUCUGAUGUGCAGUCAGAGUCUGAGUCGGAUGAUGACGCCUCUGACAGCGAGUCGCUGGUAGAGUCAGAGGAGGAAGAGGAGCAGGACUCGGAGGUGGACUCGGAGGAAGAGAAGGGGAAGACAUGGGAGGAGCUGGAGAGGGAGGCAAGCAAUGCAGACAGGGAGAAGGGAGACGAAUCAGACAGCGAGGAAGAGAGGAGGAAGAGGAAGAUGAAGGCAACUUUCGGGAAGGGCCGGCCUGGCCCCAGCAGCAACAGCAUGCGUAAGCGGGCCAAGCUGAGGUAGAUUAGAUUGAGUUUGGGCUUUGACAGGGGAGGAUCUCUUAGGCUAUUUUUCUUUUGUAGCUUUCAAGUUUUGUGUUGAAGCCUUGGGUUCAAGUAAAAGGGGACUGAGCUGGACGUUCUGUUUGGGGGUUAGAAAGUGCUAUGCCAUGGUGUUAGGUAAAAAAAGAGAAGCUUAGAUGGUAUUUUAUGCUUUUAUUGCUCUCUGUCCUCUUCUUCUGUUAGUACCAAGUGAUAGUUCUGUGAAACUCCCUUUGGUUGAUUGCUGUAAUUUAGUAGAAAAACUCUUGCUUCCCGGUAAAGUUAGCCUUACCAAAAAGAAUGUCUGUGAUCAUGGAGACUUCCUCAGUAAAUUAUGUAGGUAAUUGAAUCAAAUCUCGCACAGAAGCAAGUAAUUGAUCUU